CCAAGUAUGUGAGGAGCCGGCGAGGGCCAGCGCCGGUCAUGGGGAGCCGCCGCCGCCUCCGCGAGCGCGGUUUUCUCCGCAGCGGGGCUCCCACCUCUCCCCCCGGCGGGGGUGAGCCUCGCGGCUAAGGCAGAGGGGAUGGCGGACCCUCUGAGGAGGACGCUGUCCAGGCUCAGGGGAAGGCGGGGUCCUCGCGGCACCGGGGGGCUAGGGCUCCGGGCGGCAGCCGCAGCUGCGGUGGCGGCCUCUUCGGCAGCCGCGGGAGACGCGUGGGGUGCCGCAGACACCCCCCCACGUGAGCACGCCGGGGGAGCCGGGCCGAGCCUACAGCAGCCCUCGCUGUCACCUGAGGCGUGGGGUCCCGGGGCGCGGGUCCCCGGAGGGCACCCGGAGCAGUUGGGGGCGCUCGGGCCUCGGCCGCGCGGCGGGCAGGAGGCCGCCCCCCGGAGCCAUGGGCUCGCCCACGCCCCUCCGCACUCCCCGGAGGGCUCCGAGGGCAGCGGAGAGGAGGAGGAAGAGGACGAGAACGAAGACGACUACGAUGCCGACUACUACGAAAACCUGCCCGGCAGCUCGCAGUCUGCGCCCGAGCCUGAGGGGGCGGAGGCGGAACGGCGUCCCCCGCCUCCCCCAGCGGCGGGCUCCUCCCUGGGGGCGGAGGGCGGCCUCCUGGAGACAGGCAGGCUGCGGACCCAGUUGCGAGAGGCCUAUUAUCUGCUGAUCCAGGCCAUGCACGACCUGCCCCCUGACUCGGGCGCGCGGCGGGGUGGCGGGGGCUUGGCUGAUCACGGCUUCCCCGCGGGAGCCCGGGCUCCGGGCCAGCCGCCUUCCCGCGGCGCCGCGGAACGCCGAGCCUGCCCCCGAGACGGGGAGCGGGGAGGGGGCGGACGCCCUCGGCAGCAGGUGUCCCCGCCCCGGUCGCCUCAGAGGGAGUCGCGGGGAGGCCAGCUGCGGACUCCUCGGAUGCGGCCGUCCUGCAGCAGAAGCCUCGAGAGCCUCCGGGUGGGUGCCAAGCCGCCUCCCUUCCAGCGGUGGCCGAGCGACAGCUGGAUCAGGUGCGGCGCGCACGGGGACUGGGACGAGCCCCCGCCACGUGGAGGCAGGAUGGAUGGCUGGAGUGGGGACCGCGCCCGGGCGGCUGCACCCACCGGCCUCCAGCCUUCAGGCUCCAAGAACCACGGCUGCUCCUCGGGAAGCCCUUUCAGGGAUCCAGCGGGGUCCUCUGUGAUACGCGGCGGCAAAGGAGACCGCCAGGAAGGCCCCUCCUUCCUCAAGCCGCCGGCAGUGACAGUCAAGAAGCUGCAGAAGUGGAUGUACAAAGGGCGUCUGCUGUCUCUGGGAAUGAAGGGUCGUGCCCAUAGGACGGCCCCCAAAGUCACAGGAACGCAGGCAGUCUCCCCAAAUGUGGGAGCUUUGAAAGUGCGUGAAAACCGUGUCCUGUCGGUGCCUCCAGACCAAAGAAUUACGCUGACAGAUUUAUUUGAAAAUGCCUAUGGGUCUUCAAUGAGGAGAAGAGAACUUGAAGAUCUGAAGGAUAAUAUUGAAUUCAGAGGUCAUAAGCCACUUAACAGCAUCACUGUUUCAAAGAAACGCAAUUGGCUGUAUCAGAGUGUUCUGAAGCCUCUUAAUCUGGAAGAAGAAAAUAAGAAAUGCCAAGAUAGAAGUCAUUUAUCCAUCUCACCUGUGUCUCUACCUAAACAUCAGCUAUCACAGUCUUUCCUCAAAUCAUCUAAAGAGUACUGUACAUAUGUGGUAUGUAACGCUACAAACUCUUCAUUAUCGAAAAACUGUGCUUUAGAUUUUAAUGAGGAAGAUGAUGCAGAUGAUGAAGGAGAAAUAUGGUACAACCCCAUUCCUGAGGAUGAUGACCUUGGUAAAUCAAGUGCCUUGAGUUUUGGUGAGGCAGACUCUGCUGUUCUGAAGCUCCCUGCUGUCAGUUUGAGCAUGUUGUCUGGCAGUGACCUGAUGAAAGCAGAGCAGCAUACUGAAGACUUACUGUGCUCUUCCGAACAUGCAGGUGACAUUCAGAACACAUGGUCAAAUGGAAUGAAUCCUAUAGAUCCUGCCCAUUCCACAGAAUUUGUGCAGCAGUACAAGCAAAGGCUAGGACACAAGACACAGGAAGCUAUAAUGGUGGAGGACAGUCCCAUGUUGAAAUCUCCUUUUGCAGGUUCUGGGAUCCUGGCUGCUACAAAUAGUACUGAAUUGGGAAUUAUAGAACCAUCUUCUCCAAAUCUUAGCCCUGUGAAAAAAGGCAGUUCAAUUAAUUGGUCAUUGCCAGAUAAAAUAAAAUCUCCACGAACUGUGAGGAAACUUUCCAUGAAAAUGAAAAAGUUGCCAGAAUUUAGCCGAAAGCUAAGCGUUAAGGGAACAUUGAAUUAUAUAAACAAUCCAGAUAAUACUCCUUCUUUGUCUAAAUAUAACUGCCGAGAAAUUCAUCAUACUGAUAUACUGCCCUCUGGGAACACAACCACCGCUGCUAAGAGGAAUGUUAUAAGCCGAUACCAUCUUGAUACCAGUGUAUCCUCCCAGCACAGCUACCAGAAGAAAAACUCCAUGAGUUCUAAGUAUUCCUGCAAAGGUGGUUACCUUAGUGAUGGAGACUCACCUGAACUUAUAACUAAAGCUAGCAAACAUGGAUCUGAAAACAAAUUUGGAAAAGGAAAAGAAAUAAUUUCAAAUAGUUGUAGCAAGAAUGAAAUAGACAUUGAUGCUUUUAGGCAUUAUAGCUUUUCUGAUCAACCUAAGUGUUCACAGUACAUAUCUGGGCUCAUGAGUGUACAUUUCUAUGGUGCUGAGGAUUUAAAACCACCUCGGAUAGAUUCAAAAGACGUCUUUUGUGCAAUUCAGGUAGAUUCAGUAAACAAAGCAAGAACAGCUUUGCUCACAUGUCGAACAACAUUUUUAGACAUGGAUCACACUUUCAACAUAGAAAUUGAAAAUGCACAACAUUUGAAACUAGUAGUAUUCAGUUGGGAACCCACUCCAAGAAAAAAUCGAGUUUGUUGUCAUGGAACUGUUGUUCUUCCCACCUUAUUUAGAGUGACAAAGACUCAUCAAUUGGCUGUCAAACUUGAACCUAGAGGUCUUAUUUAUGUGAAAGUGACUCUUAUGGAACAGUGGGAGAAUUCUCUUCAUGGACUAGAUGUAAACCAAGAACCAAUAAUAUUUGGAGUUGAUAUUCAAAAAGUUGUAGAGAAAGAAAAUAUAGGACUGAUGGUGCCCCUUCUGAUACAGAAAUGUAUUAUGGAAAUUGAAAAGAGAGGCUGUCAGGUAGUAGGCCUGUAUCGAUUAUGUGGUUCGGCAGCAGUCAAGAAAGAACUGCGAGAGGCUUUUGAGAGAGAUAGCAAAGCUGUUGGUCUGUGUGAAAACCAGUACCCAGAUAUAAAUGUAAUAACAGGUGUUCUUAAGGAUUAUUUAAGAGAACUCCCUUCUCCUCUGAUAACAAAGCAGCUUUAUGAGGCUGUAUUAGAUGCAAUGGCAAAAAGUCCUUUGAAAAUGUCAUCAAAUGGUUGUGAGAAUGACCCAAGUGACUCUAAGUACACUGUUGACCUGCUGGAUUGUCUGCCUGAGAUUGAGAAGGCAACCCUAAAGAUGUUGUUGGAUCAUUUGAAAUUGGUGGCUUCCUAUCAUGAAGUGAAUAAGAUGACGUGCCAGAAUUUGGCUGUGUGCUUUGGACCAGUAUUAUUAAGUCAGAGGCAAGAGCCUUCCACCCAUAACAACAGAGUCUUUACUGAUUCAGAAGAACUUGCAAGUGCUUUGGAUUUUAAAAAACACAUUGAAGUUCUUCAUUACUUACUCCAACUCUGGCCAGUGCAGCGUUCAACUGUCAAAAAAUCAACAGACAAUUUAUUCCCAGAGCAGAAGUCUUCUCUGAAUUAUUUGAGGCAGAAGAAAGAACGACCUCAUAUGUUAAAUUUGAGUGGUACUGAUUCAUCAGGAGUACUUAGGCCAAAGCAAAACCGAUUAGACAGUCCACUUAGCAAUCGUUAUGCAGGAGACUGGAGCAGCUGUGGGGAAAACUACUUUUUAAAUACAAAAGAAAAUUUAAAUGAUGUGGAUUAUGAUGAUGUCCCUUCAGAAGAUAGAGAAAUCGGAGAAAAUUAUAGCAAAAUGGAUGGGCCAGAAGUAAUGAUUGAACAGCCAAUUCCCAUGCCCAAAGAGUGUACAUUUCAGACAUAUUUGACAAUGCAGACAAUUGAGUCUACAGUGGAUCGAAAAAACAAUCUCAGAGAUCUACAAGAAAGUAUUGAUACUUUGAUUGGAAAUCUGGAACGUGAGCUCAACAAAAACAAGCUUAAUAUGAGUUUUUGAGAUUGAGGGGUUUUUUUUUUGUAAUGUCUUAAAGUUUCAAAUCUGUUGUUAUUUUCUUAUACCACCCACAGUGAUGUUUUCAUUUUUUUACUCUUGAAAUCUUUAAUUAAUUUCUAAUAAGUUUAUCUGAUUCAAUUAAAAACACUAUUCAUUAAUAUAAUUUUUACUUAUCUCACUAGAGAACUUUUCUGGGGAUCAAUAAAACUUGGACUUCUUAGGAUAUUUUACUAAAUCUUGCCAACUCUAUGGAGAUAACUUUCAAAUGCACUUAAGGAGGUUCACAUAAGUUAUUAGCCCCUCAAAGUUUUUCUGCUUUAUGGGAACCACUCUUCUGUAGCUGAGACAGAUGUCCUUUUUUUUUGUUUCUUGAGAUAGAGUUUCACUCUGUCGCCCAGGCUGGAGUGCACUGGUGCGAUCUCAGCUCACUGCAACCUCCACCUCCCCAGUUCAAGUGAUUCCCCUGCCACAGCCUCCUGAAUAGCUGUGAUGACAGGCGCCCACCACCGUGCCCAGCUAAUUAUUGUAUUUUUAGUAAAGAUGGGGUUUCACCAUGUUGGCCAGGCUGGUCUCGAACUCCUGACCUCAGAUUAUCCGCCCACCUUGACCUCCCAAAGUGCUGGGAUUACAGGUGUGAGCCACUGCGCCCGGCCUCUAGAGGUUCUUUUAGAGGAACAUCACAGCUGCUCAGUCUGAUUUGCAGUACGGGUCCUGGUACACUGCAACAUCCUUUGGUCAAAUUUUAUUUGUAAUGCAAAUGCUGCUAUAAGAAAAUCUUUUUAUAAAUAAAAGUGAAAUUAUACAAGUAUUAAUGUUUUCUGUAUUAACAGUAAUUAUUUAAGCUUAUAAAAAUUAAAUAUUUUUAUAAUCCUGAAACUAUGUAUAUAUUUAUAAAUGCAUAUAUGUAUAGAUAUCAGGAUGGGGGAGGGAUUACUGUAGAAUCACAUGUAUUUUUAAAGUAUAUAUGUCAUGAGGCCAAAAUUAUUAUCUUAAAAUAUUUUUUUCAGGGAAAGAACAUUUAAAUUAAAGGAGGAAUUACAUAAAAACACUUGAACAAUAAUACUCUAGAAGCAUCUGAAUAGAAAUAAUAGACUUUCUUUCCUUUAUUCACAGAAAGUCACAAUGUCCCCUGGGAAAAGUCAUCUUUUAAAUUUGAAAUCCUCUAACUCCUUAAGGGAUUAAGUACCCAGAUUUCUGCACUGGUGACUUAGAUUUAAUAAAUCUGCCCCUGUUCUAUGCAUUUUUAUAUUCUGCUUUGUUUUAAUUAUUUAUUUGUAGUAGUACAUUUAUAACAUUGACUUUAUAAUUACCCCGAUUUGUUUCUAAAGUCUUGCCAGCAUAUUACAUGUUACUGAUUUUUAAAAAUUAACUUAUUUUGGCUAAGUAUAUAUACAAUGUUAUAGAAUCACAGUAAUGUUUGAAAAUGUAAAUUUAGAAGGCUUUUGUAUUAAAUCAAAAUGUAUUUUUUUAAACUUUUAUAUCUACAGAAUAUGUAAUUUUAAAAUUAUAAAUAGACUUUAAGUUACCAACUUUUAAGAUAUGGCAGCCAUUGAAAAACUGACUUCCUGAUGUUUUUCUAAAUAUUAAAGUACUUAAAAUAUUUCUAUGCAAUAAAUAUUGAUAAACAGACAUUAUUUAAUUUGAAAACCCAUUGUUAAAAAAGAUAAAUAUUUUUAUAUGCAAUUUUCAUUUUUUAAAACUUUGUGUUAACAAUUCAGAAGAAUACCAAGAGAACAUAUAUAUUGAGUAGUCAAAGGAAAGUACUCUUGAAUGUUUUAUAGGAAAGCUGUCUCAGUUUCCUUCCUUUUGUUGCUAUAUCAUGUAUGAAUUGAAUAAAUUGUUCUAGAAAUGUAAAAAUUUUAUUAAAAUAUUAUAAUCUUUGUGUUAUGCUCUACUAAAAAAAGACAAAAAACAAAAAAAAAAAACAAAAAAUGAGCCGGGCAUGGUGGCAGGCGCCAGUAGUCCCAGCUACUCAGGAGGCUGAGGCAGGAGAAUGGCGUGAACCCGGGAGGCGGAGCUUGCAGUAGCUGAGAUCGCAUGGUUUUAAGGAUCACUUAUUUUAAUAUUCUUUUUAAACAAAGGUGUUAAAGUUUUGGACCAUCAUGUAUUAUCCAUCAAUAUAUGUAAAUAACAUUUAUUUGUCCAAAAUUUUCCAGAAUCUGAGAUACUUUAAGGGCCAUGCUUGUAUUACUAUAUUACUAUGUUAUUUUGGAUGAGAAUAGUUUUAAAGUUGAUCUCUGCCCUCUUAGAGAAUUCUAUCAUUUUUUUGUUGUCUAAUCACCAAGUUAUAGCUAUAAACUGCUUUUAUUGACUCUGCUGUACCAGAAGUGUUGGAUAAGUUUAGAUGUCUUUACUUUAAAUGGCAUUUUACUGCAAAUAUUUUUUGAGAGUUUUUAUACCUGCUUUUUAUAAUUUCCUAGGAUCUUUCUGUAGUGUUAACUGUUGCUCCUUUCUGAGGCAGCCAGCUUUAAUUUUUCUUUUCUUUUUUUUUUUUUUUUUAAAUAGAGACAAAGUCUCAGUAUAUUGCCCAGGCUGGUCUCAAAUUCCUGGGCUCAAGCAAUCCACCCGCCUCAGCCUCCCAAAGUGCAAGUAUUACAGGCGUGAGCCACUAUGCUCAGCCUCUAAUAUUUUUUUGGAUUAAAAACAAUUUUAAUUUUAGAGCAUGUACAUGAAUAAAAAUUCUAAACAAUUCAGAUGGAUAGAAAAUAAAAGUACAAGUGUUUCUGUCUGCCAUCCACACCAAUUUCACCUCUUAGAGGUAACAGCACAUUUCUUGCUGCUGUUUAUCAUUUAAGCCGAAUUUGUCAUUUUAUGAAUGAUAAACAAUUUAUCUCACUUCAUUCCUUCUCACCAUUUUUGUUAUGUUUUUAGUUCAUUUGUUCUCCUUUAUAACUUUAGUUAAUAAUUUUUUUGAUCCAUUGAUUUUAAAUACAUUUCCCUAACAUUGAGGAAAUGACCAACCUUAUACUUCCCUUCCAACUCAUUACUGUCCUUUACCUCCUGACUUCUCUUGUUAUACUAUUAGUUUAUAUAAUCAGUUUUAAUAGAUGUAUAUUUUCCCUUUAUACUGUAUAUUUAUUUGUAUAUUGUAUAUACUGUAUAUUUAUUCUAAACACUGCAAAUCAGUAACUAGCAGUCACACUAUGCAAAAGUAUGCACAGGUAAACCAGGUGAUUUAUCUCCUUCUAUCUAUCUACCUUAUAUCCUUAAGUAUGUGCUGAUUUAAGCAGAAUGUUUCACUCAUAAAGGCCAGAUGGAUUCUUUUAUAGCCAGCCGUCAACUUCCCCAAAUCAUGCCAUGUGUCAUUUGCUACGUAAUUGGGUCAUGGCUUUUGCAUACUUUAAUGGUUCCUGGAGUAAGUAAUUGCUUUUAUUUCUUUUUUUUAAAAAAAAUCUUCCAAUAGAGACGGGGUAUUGUUAUGUUGCCAGGACUGGUCUCAAAUUUGUAGGCUCAAGCGAUCCUUUCCGCUUCAGCCUCCCAAAGUGCUGGGAUUACAGUUUGAGCCACUGCUUCCAGCCUGCUUUUAUUUCUUGACAGAAGAAAAACACUUGCUUUACUGUAGCUGUUCUUUUAAUCAUACUAUUGAAUUACUAGAUUUGUUCAGAGUGCUUUUAGCUCUCACCUUGGGAUUCUGGAACUGUAUUCUUAUCUUUAUUUUUUUUUUUGACAGAAUUGACAGGAAGGAAAAAAGUAUGUUCUUCACUCUAACCCUGAGAUCAUUUUAUGCUUCUUAAUCAGCUUCAUCGAAUUUGGACAAAGUGAUUUUUAGCUAUCAUCUUGGGAUGUAUUUUCUUUGUUCUCCUAUUUUUUCCUUCUUUCUUUUGUUUUCUUUUUUAUUCUGCUGCAUUGUUUCUUGAAUUUGUCUUUUCUGUUUGCUGAAGUAUAUUUACAGGUGCCUUUUUUUUCCCCCAGAAAGGGUACAUGGGAGAGAAACUUGAGUCCUUGUGUGUCUGACAAGGCCUUUAUUUUUUCCUCACACUUUAUUUUUAUUGGGCCUGCAGUCCUAUGUUCAAACUCACUUUUCUUUAGAAUUUUGAAGGCAUUUCACUAUUACCUUCAAGCAUCCAGUUUUGCAGUAGUCCAGGCUAGAAAGAUUCGGACCAGGAUAGAAACAAUAGAGAUGGUGAGAUAUGGUUGGAUUCUGGAUAUAUUUUGAAGCAGGAGCUAAAAGAAUCUGCCAGUGGACUAUGAAAGGAGUACGGCCUGAGCAGCUGAAUGAUGGAGCGCCAUCAAAUGAGAUUGAAAUGACUCCGUGUUUUUUCAGUGAGUUCCUUCUAUUGAACGUUGGUAUUGUUAAUAGUUAUUAAAAUGUCUUAUAAUGUCCUGUUAACGAUUAGUACUAAUGCAUCUGUACUUGGUGAUGGUGCUCAUAGAGUUACUACUAGAAUAAGAAGGCCAGAAGACUUCAUAUAUAUCUUUAUGUAUUUAUUUAUUUUGAGACGGAGUCUCACUCUGUCGCCCAGGCUGUAGAGCAGUGGCGCGAUCUCAGCUACUGCAAGCUCCGCCUCCCGGGUUCACGCCAUUCUCCUGCCUCAGCCUCCUGAGUAGCUGGGACUACUGGCGCCUGCCACCAUGCCCGGCUCAUUUUUUGUUUUUUUUUUUUUUGUUUUUUGUCUUUUUUUAGUAGAGACGGGGUUUCACUGUGUUAGCCAGGAUGGUCUCGAUCUCCUGACCUUGUGAUCUGCCCGCCUCGGCCUUCUAAAGUGCUGGGAUUACAGGCGUGAGCCACCGCGCCCAGCAAGACUUCAUAUAUAUUUAAGUAAAGUCCCACAUGAUAACUGUCUGGACCCCGUCUCUACUAAAAAUACAAAAAAUUAGCCUGGCAUGGUGGCGGGUGCCUGUAGUCCCAGCUACUCGGGAGGCUGAGGCAGGAGAAUGGCGUGAACCCGGGCGGUAGAGGUUGUUGUGAGCUGAGAUUGCGCCACUGCACUCCAGCCUGGGUGACAGAGGAAGACUCCAUCUCAAAAAAUAAAAUAUAAAAAAUAAAUAACUGUCUGGAAAAUUCCAGAUUAUGUAGCUUUACAUGUUAGGGACCCUAAAGAAACAGGGUUGAGUACUGGUAGGGUCCCUGAAAAGAAUUUAGUUUCCAGACCACAGAUUGACUUUGAUGGUUAAGAUUUUAUAAAUUAAAUAUAUCAAUUUUUAGGUACUUUGGUAUGAUAAAGUUGUAUUAUGAUUAAUAACAAGUCUUAAUUUGAGGCUUACUCACCUGAGGACUUUGGUACAAAAAUGCUCUUUUGCUCUUUUUCCUGACCAAUUUUCAUUCUGAAUGCAAUAAGGGUCACAUUUGAUAAACACUAAAGUGCCACAAGUCAGAUUUCUUGAUUGCAUUCUGCCUCAGCUAGAAAUGGACUUGCUAACUCAGGCAGAAGUUGAAUUUAUUGAGAAAAUAGUGUAUCAGAGGGAAGACUUUUAGGGUGCUGAAAGUCUUUUAUAUUUUGGUCUAGGUGGUGGUUUCAUAGGUGUUUACGUAUCAGGUUGCAUACUUAAGAUUUGUGCCCUUUAUAUGUCAUACCUCUAUUUUUAAAUUUUUUUUUUAAUGGGCAAGCUUGAGAAAUAGACUUGGAAAAUAAACAGAAACUAAGAGAGGUUAGGUCGUCAGAAUGACAGCAAUCAAGGCCAUGCCUGGUUACGACGCUGCUGUUGCUGUCACUGUCACUAAGCAGCCUCAUGUACUCCCCACUGGAGUUAGUUAGAAAACAUCCUCACUCUGCAUUACUCCUGAUUCACAGUCCUAGACAGAAGCAUGAGAUUGUACUCCAGCUUCCAGGAGGCAGAGAGGAAUUAGCUUGCAUCCUUUCUUAGAACUUACAUAGUAAGUAGAUUCUAUGACUGCAGAAGGAGAUUUGGAUGCUGAGCAGGCAAAACAGUGACAAAUAUACACAACACUUUCCUAAUCAUCUGAACCCUGUUGCUCCAAAAUUGGAGUCUUUCUUACCCCGUCCACCCUGUAUAUCCCAGCCAUCAACAGGUCUAAGUGCUGUGUGUCUGAAACUGCAUUGGAGUUUGUCACUGCUAACACCCUAGUCUAAGCCACCAUCAUCCCUCAAUCUCAUAUUUCGUCUCUGCUAUCACUUUCCCCUCUCCACACCCACGAUCCAGUCUAUUCAUGGAAGCUAAUAUGAAAAAGAUAAACUGCAUCAUUUCCUAGGCCUUCUCCCUUGCUCCCCGGCUCUAGCAACACUGGGGACCCUCAUUCCUGUCUGAGACUCUCAGCUCUUGCCAUUGCACCUGUCUGGAAAGCUCUUUAUCCAGAUGUUACUUAAGUAGCUCCUUUUUGUCAUUCGCUUCUCUGCUCAAAUGUCACUUCAAAGAGCCUGCUUCUGAACAGCCUGCUCUGAGAAUAAGGGGAAGAAGCAGAUGGAGAUUUCUGUUUUUUGUAACAAAUGCUAUUAAUAAAUACUUAUGGUACUAUCUGACUAAACUGCAGAUAUUUAUCACUUUGGUAAAUGUUUACAUUUAAACCAAAUUUAAGAAGAAAAAUGUUUAAAAAACUAUACCAACAUCCAUUGUCACUUUUUGUCAUAUCACCUGGGCUUAUUUUCAUCAAGGCUUUAUCAUUAUCUGAAAUUAUCUCAUUUAUUUAUUUGUUUAUUCAUUUAUUGUCUAUGUCCACUCCUCUAGAAUGUAAUCUCUAUGGCAGCAGGGACUUUGUAUAUCCAGUUCAUUGCCAUAUGCCUAGGGACUAUAACAUAGAAGCUAUUCAAUUAAUUGUUAAUCAAUGAAUGACUACAAUAAGAUACUUAAGAAUGGUUGUCUUUUUGUUAGGAAAAGACUAAGUACUAUAAUCGCAAUGUCUACAUAAUUUUAAAAAUAUUCACUCCUGAGUAAUAAACUAUUUGUGGUUAAGA
Messenger RNA from Pongo pygmaeus (Bornean orangutan), 11162 nucleotides. It is a transcript of the gene SYDE2, whose product is annotated as synapse defective Rho GTPase homolog 2. The record is from RefSeq and is a predicted model, not a curated record. Bases 139 to 4314 code for a protein of 1391 amino acids. Gene Ontology annotation, biological process: regulation of Ras protein signal transduction; cell migration; signal transduction. The transcript has 7 exons. Gene Ontology annotation, molecular function: GTPase activator activity. Lineage: Eukaryota; Metazoa; Chordata; Mammalia; Primates; Hominidae. Gene Ontology annotation, cellular component: synaptic membrane.